Messenger RNA from Agrilus planipennis (emerald ash borer), 2525 nucleotides. RefSeq lists its product as uncharacterized. The record is from RefSeq and is a predicted model, not a curated record. Lineage: Eukaryota; Metazoa; Arthropoda; Insecta; Coleoptera; Buprestidae. The transcript is spliced from 9 exons. Gene Ontology annotation, biological process: rRNA processing. Bases 109 to 2436 code for a protein of 775 amino acids. Gene Ontology annotation, cellular component: nucleus.
AUGAUCUAACCGAUCUAACCUCUAACUGUCUAACCUGCAAUUUAUGCUUCUUAUUAAACGUAGUCAAUAUUUUUCCUUUUAAUACAGUUGGUGUUAAAAAGCACCAUUAUGGCUUUCACUUUACCCCAAGUUAAGGAACUUUUUAGUGUUUCAGAAAAGUGUAAGAAUGUGCAUAAAGUAAAUAUUGUCGCAGACUUUUUUGAUUUAAAUGUACGCAAUGAAAAAAACGUGGAAAAGAUACUGCAUAAUGUUAAUGCAUUCCUAAAUAGUAAUGCUAAUCGAGAGAUUGGCUUUACAUUUUUAGGGCUUUUAAUUCCUCAUUGCCCAACAAGUUUAUUAGUUGAGAAUUGUGUUGAUUGGAUUAAAGUUUGCAUUCCGAAUCAAAUUACUAAGUCAUUAUCACAGGAACAAUUGUUUGUGAUAGAAGUCCUAUUAGAAAACUGCAGUAAUAUUCAAGAGUUCGCUAAGGCCCUUACUUCUGGGUUACUUCCAAAAUUAAUUGAAUUGAUACUUACUAAUUUGAAUGCUAAUAAAUCCUUAGAGACUUCCCUAGGUUGCCUUAAACAUUGCCUUAGGAAGUUUCCAAGCACCUGUCUACCAUUAAAGAACAAGAUAUCAACUGCUUUACUGAAAUUUUUGGAGUUCCAAUCUUCAGAUAAAAUUAUACAGAGUGCAGGAUCAGCAUAUCACUUCUUGCAGCAGGUGGGAGGAGCAGGUCCAGAAUCAAUUAAUCAUAUUAGUAAUUGGUUAGGUCAAUUUCAAAAGCUUUGUACCACUGCUCAAUCUUUAUUUGACCUGUUAUUUGAAAAUAUAACAGAAUAUAACACUUACCCCUAUAAUGAUGAGCCUUUCAGUUUUAAUGAAAUACCAUCAUCAGCAAGCCUUUUGACAGUAAUGUCUGUCACUUCAACACGAUUAAAAAACACUUUAUUAUUUCUAAACUCAUUUCUUAUUGAAAGUUACCCAGUAGCUAAACAUGUUCCUGUUCCUGAAAUCCUUGAUGUCAUAAGACGUGGUCUUUCAGCUGACUGCUACAAGAAGACGGACAAUGUUGAAGACUUGCACCUGUCUUAUUUAUUAUAUCAGAUUCAGAUACAGCUAUUAAUUUUACUCAAAUCUUUAUUAGCUUGUUUAAAACAAAAUAUUCUUCCUCAAUCGUUUUUAAUUACAAAACUCUUAGUGGAUUGUUUGUCUAGAGGACAAAGUUACAGAUACUUUUUAAACAAAAGUGAUUUUCAGGUAACUGUUUAUAAUGUACUGAGUUACUGGAUUUCUGUAUCAAGAAGUACAUUUAAUUUGACAUUAAAUGAUAAAUUUAUCGAUUCUGUUUUACGGGAUAUACAACCAUUGAAAAGUACAUUAACACUGACCAUAUCGCCUGAAUUUGCAAAAAAAUCGUCUAAACUUAAACAGAGAAAGGUACAAGAACAAUUAAAAAGUAUUUCAAAUUCACCAACAAGAGUUUAUACAGAGAAUUUUAAAAAUGUCAAAGAGCAAGUUUGCAUAAAUGCUAUUGCAGCCAUAAGGGACUUAUGCUCAUAUACCAUGCUUAACAACAUUAAACCUCAAACUGUUGCGAAAAUGUAUAAUACAGUGAUACAGACUGUGUUAGAAAUUCAAGAAGGAAAAAUUAUAAGUCCUUAUGACAAUAUACAAUGCCAACACGCAAUGUACGACCUGAUAUUAAGUUUUUUCGAACAAAAAUAUUCUUCGGUGCUUCCUCCGUUAUACGUUGCACUGCAAAUAUUUCGAAAAGGACAAAGCAACAAAAAUAUUUCUAUUUCAUCAAUAUGUUACAAAGCAAAUCAAGUAUUAGAAAACUUUUGUCAGCCUGUUUGUCCUACACUAUAUUUGGGUAAUAUUUUAAAUACUAAAGAAGACGAGAAUGAAGAAUUAGAAGUACCACUGCUUGACGAAGUAACAGAAACAGUUUGCCGUGCUGAACAUUUACAAAACGACCAAGAAAGGCCUGGUAACGAAAAAGUUAAAAUUCUCAGUGUAGAAAUCAUAAGACAAAGUACUGAAGUGGAAUCUAUAAUUGAAACGAAUCAAAAUGAAAAUAACGAGAAUAAAAAUAUCACGCUCGAUAUUUCUGUGUUAGACGAUAAAAAUUCUCCCGAACUAAAGUCAAUGUCGACAGAAUACGAUUCCGACAUAAAUCUUGUGUUAGAGGAAAAUGAGGAUAGCUUUAAAUGUUCAAAUGUUGAUCUAGAAAAAGAAGAUUCAGACGAAUGCCUUCAAAUAAAUGUUACCGAUGACGAUAUUUUAAUAGAAACACCUCCAACCAAGAGGUUAAAAAGGGAAGAAAAAUCACCAGAAGGGUUUGCAGAACAACCAACAGUUGACGAACUGAAAAAGGAUGAAUCUAAUGUUCAAGAAAACGUGGAUGAGGAUAUGUUGAGUUCUUUUGUUGAUGAUGUAGUUGCAGAUGUUUGAAUUGUAAGAGAUAAGUUUGUUAUUACAAAAAUUGUUCAUUUCUGAUGAAAUUCUUUGUAUAAUAAAAACAUUUGCAAAAAUACCGUUUA